This is a messenger RNA of Brachypodium distachyon (stiff brome), 2700 nucleotides long. RefSeq names its product glucan endo-1,3-beta-glucosidase 6. The record is from RefSeq and is a predicted model, not a curated record. Gene Ontology annotation, biological process: carbohydrate metabolic process. The transcript has 2 exons. Bases 941 to 2398 code for a protein of 485 amino acids. Lineage: Eukaryota; Viridiplantae; Streptophyta; Magnoliopsida; Poales; Poaceae. Gene Ontology annotation, molecular function: hydrolase activity, hydrolyzing O-glycosyl compounds. Gene Ontology annotation, cellular component: plasma membrane.
CUCCACGUCAUGUCAUUAGUGCCACCCUCAUCCUAACUGUACAGCUUUAGCCACAGCCUCUCUCUGUUCUUAGUACCUCAAGAAAGGAACCCAAACAAAAACGCCUGUCUCCGUUCUUAGUUCUUACACCUGGCAACAAAUCCCCCUUUCCCUCCUGGUUUUAUACACUUGGGCAAUUACUGCCUUCCCCCAUCAUUUGGCUGGAAUCCUGCGGAUCUGUACAUUGCUUGUUCCUGUGAUAUUCCUCAUCACAGGACAAAAACACCCUGUUCUUAUUCCCUAAUUAUUAUUUUCUGUCACCUGGUUCCUCCUUUUGGGGCCGUUCUUGCUUGCGGCACACAUCCCCUAUUAAUGCCUCCUCCUGUCCUUCUCAUGCUCAUGUUCUCGCGAUCAAUCUAGCCUUGGCUUGCCCCUUGCUGGCCUCUGCUCGUACAAGCAUCCACCACGGAGAAGAGAUUCUGAGCUCCUUCUGGUUACUGCUAGUUUGUUCCUCAGCUUCUUUUUUACUCUUCUUUUGAUUGGCUCUCUUGAUUCGAGAGGUUUUACCCGGGGUUUCAGUUACUGUGAGGAGGAGUUCUUGGCUGGGAUACCUUGCUCUGUUUUUUGCUUUUCUUUCCGACCCCCUUUUCCCAUGCCUGAAUUUGAGCCCUGUUCUUGGUAACUUCCCACUUGAUUCUUGGAAACGGCAAACGUCAAAUUUCACGUGUUCUCUGCCUCGCCAAUUAAUUCUUGUGCAUACAAAAGAAUCAGUGUUUUCUUCCUUUUUUUUCCGCAAAAAGGAAAUCGGUUUUUGAUCCUAAUUUUUACACCUACUAUAUAUUACCAAGACUGGCUUCAAGAGCAAAAUUGCCAUACUCUACUUCCCGACCUAUCUUGAACUUUGAUCGGUUCUUGAUCCAAGAAAUCAGAACCAAUCCACAACCCCAACAAAUCAGAACAAAUGGCUGCGGCGGCAGUGUCACUGCUGCUGAUGCUGUUGCCGGCGUUGUGCAUGAUGCCAUGGCCGGCGGCGGCGGUGGGCGUGAACUGGGGCACGCAGCUGAGCCACCCGCUGGCGGCGAGCACGAUGGUGCAGCUGCUCAAGGACAACGGAUUCGACAAGGUGAAGCUGUUCGACGCCGAGGAAGAAGCUCUGGCGGCGCUCAGAGGGUCCGGCAUCCAGGUCAUGGUCGGCAUCCCCAAUGACAUGCUGGCCGGCCUCGCCGCCAGCGGCAAGGCCGCCGAGGACUGGGUAGCCGCCAACGUCUCCAAGCACGUCAGCGACGGCGUCGACAUAAGGUUGGUGACCGUGGGGAAUGAGCCGUUCCUGGAGACAUUCAACGGGACGUACCUGAACACGACGUUCCCGGCGAUGCAGAGCGUCCAGGUGGCGCUGGCCAAGGCCGGCCUGAGCAACCGGGUCAAGGUGACUGUGGCGCUGAACGCCGACGUGUACCAGUCGGCGUCGGGGAAGCCGUCCAACGGCGACUUCCGCGCCGACAUCCUCGGCCUCAUGCUCUCCAUCGUCUCCUUCCUCGCGUCCAACGGCGCGCCCUUCGUCGCCAACGUGUACCCCUUCAUCAGCCUCUAUGCCGACGCCAACUUUCCCCUCGACUACGCCUUCUUCCAGGGCUCGUCGUCGCCGGUGGUCGACGACAACGGCGUCACGUACCAGAACACCUUCGACGCGAGCCACGACACGCUGGCGGCGGCGCUGAGCCGGAACGGGUUUGGCAAUGUCUCCAUUGUCGUCGGCGAGGUCGGUUGGCCGACUGACGGGGACGCCAACGCCAACCUUCAGCUCGCGCGGCAGUUCAACCAGGGGCUGCUCACCCGCAUCGCCUCCGGCAAGGGCACGCCGCUCCGGCCGGGCUCCGCCAUUGAUGCCUACCUCUUCAGCCUUGUAGACGAGGACCAGAAGAGCAUCCAGCCGGGGAACUUCGAGCGCCAUUGGGGCCUCUUCUACUACGACGGCAAGCCCAAGUACCCGCUCACCUUGCGCGGCGAUGGCGACGGCUCGUUCCUCUUGCCGGCGAGGGGCGUGGCAUACCUGAGCAGACGGUGGUGCGUGCUGAAGCCCGACGCCGACCUCGCCGACCAGAAGGUCGGCGACAGUGUGAGCUACGCCUGCGGCAACGCCGACUGCACCAGCCUCGGGUACAAGACCUCCUGCGCAGGGCUCGACGCCAGGGGCAAUGUCUCCUACGCCUUCAACAGCUACUACCAGCACGACGACCAGGACGACCGGGCAUGCGACUUCGACGGCCUCGCCACCACCACCACCGUCGACCCCUCCGCCGGGACGUGCCGCUUCAUCGUCGAGAUCGCCCCUACCAGCGCCGCCGCCGCUCCGGCGAGGGACGUUGCAGGCAGGGUGGCCUUCCUGCUCGUCUCAUUCUUGUUGCUGUGCGUGCUCUGAUUCUGAAUUUAGAGACUGUUUGUAGAUACUCUUUGUUAGUUGUCUGUCUUUAGCAGUUUCUCUUUUCCUGUAGCAUUCUGAGGGGAUUUCUUGAUAAAAAUAGUUGUUCAUCUCGAUGAUUGCUAAUGUGUUUUGCCCAUUAUAUGAUUAUUACUUGCAACCAAAGCAGAGUACAACUUGGUGUACAAUGAAAUAGUGCCUCCUAUGUGUAACACCUUGGUUUUGUAAUUUACUGCCGAAUAACAUUUAGCUUUGAUACAACUCAACCAGGUAAAUUAACCAGGAUGUAUACCUUUUCUGAA